Molecule: messenger RNA, 1980 nt
Organism: Dioscorea cayenensis subsp. rotundata (Guinea yam)
Lineage: Eukaryota; Viridiplantae; Streptophyta; Magnoliopsida; Dioscoreales; Dioscoreaceae
Product: probable polygalacturonase
Exons: 6
Coding region: 168-1547 (459 amino acids)
Biological process (GO): carbohydrate metabolic process
Molecular function (GO): polygalacturonase activity
Source: RefSeq, a predicted model, not a curated record
AUAAUCUAUACUGACCAGCACCUCAGUUUUUGUGCUCAUUCUCUUCUCUCUUUGAGACCUCUCUGCUUCGUUGUUCUUCUUCUUCUUCUUCUUCUUCUUCUUCUUCUGGUGGUUGUAGUUGGGUUGGUCUUUGUCUCAGUGCUUGCCCCUUGUUUGCAAGGGGGCUCAUGAAGAGGCUAGUAAGUAGCAUAGCAGUGUUGUUAGUUCUACUAGUUACCAAUGCUGCCAGAGGCAGUGGAGGGGAUUAUGAACAUUGCACAUCCACGACCAGCUUAAGCCCGAGACCGCAUAGUGUUUCCAUCUUAGAAUUCGGGGCUGUUGGCGAUGGAGUGACGUUGAACACUAUUGCAUUUCAGAAUGCCGUUUUCUAUGCAAGAUCAUUUGCAGACAAAGGUGGCGCUCAAUUGUAUGUUCCCAAAGGACGGUGGCUGACCGGAAGUUUUAGCCUCACCAGCCACCUCACUCUAUUUCUGGACAAGGAUGCUGUCAUUAUUGGAAGCCAGGAUUCAUCUCAAUGGCCUAUAGUUGAUCCUCUGCCAUCUUAUGGUAGAGGUAUAGAACUUCCUGGUGGUAGGCAUCGCAGCUUGAUAAAUGGCAACAACUUAACUGAUGUAGUAAUCACAGGUGAUUAUGGAACUAUAGACGGUCAAGGUUCUGUUUGGUGGGACUGGUUUCACUCCCAUUUCUUGAAUUACAGUCGUCCUAAUCUUGUCGAAUUUGUGAGUUCCACUGAUAUUAUCAUUUCAAAUUUGACAUUCUUGAAUUCCCCGGCCUGGAGCAUUUAUCCAGUCUAUUGUAGGAAUGUACAGAUUCAGAAUGUAACAAUCUACUCAUCACCAGAUUCCCCGUUUACAAAUGGUAUUGUUCCAGAUUCAUGCUCGAACACAUGCAUAGUAUACUGCAGUAUCAGCGUUGGACAUGAUGCUAUUUCUCUCAAGAGUGGUUGGGAUGAAUUCGGUAUUUCUUAUGGAAAACCGGCUUCAGAUAUUCACAUCCAUGAGGUCACUCUCCAAACCGCCCAUGGUUCAGCUAUAGCAUUUGGCAGCGAGAUGUCGGGUGGCAUCUCUGAAAUUCAUGUCGAUCAUCUCCAUAUCCAUGAUUCUGCCACUGCCAUACAAUUCAAGACGGCAGCGGGCCGUGGAGGCUUCAUGGAACACAUACUAAUUUCGGAUGUUGAGAUGGAAAAUGUGGAGACAGCCAUACAUUUCACAGGUCAUUCUGACAACCAUCCUGACGAAGAUUAUGAUCCGAAUGCACUCCCACUGAUCAACGCAAUCACAAUCAGGAACAUCGUCGGCAAAAAUAUUUCCACCGCCGGAAUCCUUACUGGAAUAAAAGGUGACCCUUUUACUGCUCUAUGCUUUUCGAACAUCUCUCUUUCUGUUACUUCAGAUCCAAAAAGCUCAUGGGAUUGUUCCGACGUAUCGGGUUUUUCGCAAUCAGUGGUUCCACAACCUUGCUCAGACCUCAGUCAACUCACAUACCCAAACUCUUCUUUCCAGUGUUUCUCCCUUUUAGACCAAAAUGGGUAUGCUUUAGCCGAAUAAAAUCAUUUUUUCUUCAUGUUCAUCGUCUUCACCGAUUGUUUCAUCCUACAUUUCGGGUCUGGCCAAAUUCUUUUUCCAAUAAAACCAAGAAAACCAUCUCUUGUUCCUAGUAGUAGGAGUGUACUCCAAUAAUAUUUUUAUGCCUAUCGCCUCCAAGACGAAGCGAUGAGUUGUCUUGCCUUCACCAGGACAUCGAAGAUUCGCACCGCACCCUCAAAGACUACAAAUGUGCACUCUUGUACAGCUCAAUUUCUUCAUUCAAUCUGUAAGAAAAGAAAAGAAAAAAAAAAGGAAUUUUUGAUAGUGGUGUUGAGAAUAUGAUUGAUACUUCUGUUGCAUUGGUUGUUACUCUUGUUAGAUUAUGACAUAUAAGUGUUGUGUUUGUAUAUUCUAUAUGAUGGUGAUUUGAAUCAGAAAUGGUGGUGUUCUUAUA